AUGGACAGUUUCUUCACAUUCUCUGAUGGAGUUCCGAAGCUCGAGGAGGACCUGUCGGAGUUUGUUGGCGACUGGAGACCGCAGGUGGCGCCGGGCGUCGACCCGGCGAGGUCUACGGAGUUCCUGCGCCCGGUAGGUCCACCUCCAUCGGGGUGUUGCCAGCCUCCUCGGGAGCCCUGGCGGCUUGCAGAGCAGUAUCAAGGCAGUAGGGAUUCUUCAGCCGUGAGAUUGCGCCAGAUGAUGGAUAUCGUGAGACCGAAUCCCUUGUUUGCGCUCCCACUUGAGGCUGCUGGGGCAAAUCAGCGGAUGAUCGAAGAACCUACGCAAUUCCGAGAUAUCGCUAGCUACCUCGAUACUGGUCGAGACGAGAACGGCGUCGACGUUGUUAUCGAAGCCAACUGCGUCAUAUGUGGGCGGAUGCUGAUGCUUCCGGACCGCGUGUCUCAGGACAGAUACCCGGAUGCAGACUUUGAACAUUUGGUCGUCACUCCCUGUGGCCAUCUCUUCGGAGCACACUGCCUUGAGAGCCAUUUGCAAUGUGUGGACGAGAUUACCGAAGAGCAAGCACAGCACGAUCCCUUCAUGGAGUUCAGAUUCCGUGACUGUCCCGUCUGCCGGACUGAGCUUGUAUACACCGACUGUAAGUGCCGAAUACCCCUGCGUCCCUAUAACCCGCAGUUCCUGCGCUGGCCACAGGUUCCGCUCACGUUUGCCGAAGGCGGCCGCAUCCCACGUGCCUGUAGAGUCUGUACCCUUCAGGAGGCAGAGGACGAAGCUGUAGCGUUUAUGAACUUCUUGAUGCCGGGUGUACCGCCUCACAUGUUGAUUGAUCCUGAUGUCGUGGGCCAGGACCAGAUUUCGGCUGCGAGACGGUUAAUGCUGGCCCAGCUCAAAGAAGCGGCAAGGUGGGAGCUUAACGCCAUCAAUCGUUGGUGA
Messenger RNA from Neoarthrinium moseri, 936 nucleotides. RefSeq lists its product as uncharacterized. The record is from RefSeq and is a predicted model, not a curated record. NCBI's taxonomy places the organism in Eukaryota, Fungi, Ascomycota, Sordariomycetes, Amphisphaeriales, Apiosporaceae. The coding region runs from base 1 to 936 and encodes 311 amino acids. The transcript has a single exon.